AUAACCGAGGAUGAUAUUGAGCCACCACCAGAGAUAGAGUUCCCAGGCCAUGCAUACCUGGAAGGUGCAGAGCACUUUGUGCAUCAGAUGAUAGAAGCGGGCUGGAAGCUGGUUUCACAUCACGCAUUACCUAAAUGGCUGAAGGACAAUGACUUUCUGCUGCACGGCCAUCGACCCCAGCUUGACUCCUUCAAGGAGUGUUUCAAGAGCGUGUUUGCCAUACACACUGAGACGGGCAAUAUCUGGACUCACCUUCUAGGCUUCCUAACGUUCAUCGUCGGGGCGAUCUAUUUUGUGACGCGGCCAUCGUUGGAGGUUCAGUGGCAGGAGAAGGUCGUCUUCUCUGUGUUCUUCAUCGCUGCCAUCGUCUGUCUUGGCUUCUCCUGGCUGUUCCACACUGUGUACUGCCAUUCCGAACGCGUUGGGAAAUUCUUUAGCAAGUUGGACUACUGUGGCAUAGCGGUGAUGAUACUCGGUAGUUUCGUACCAUGGCUCUACUACAGUUUCUACUGCCGCACCACGCCCAAGAUGGUGUACAUGAUUUCCAUCAGCGUUCUUGGGCUGGCCAGCAUAAUAGUGUCACUGCUUCCAAAGUUUGGGGAACCUGAGUACAGACCUCUGAGGGCGGGCCUGUUCCUCGCGCUGGGUCUGAGCGGCGUUGUACCCGCGAUCCACUUCUGCAUCUCGGACGGGUUCUACAUGGCGGUGACGCUGGGAGCGUUCGGCUGGCUCGUGCUCAUGGCUCUGCUCUACAUUGUCGGCGCGCUACUGUACGCGAUGCGAAUACCGGAGCGAUUUUUCCCCGGAAAGUGCGACAUAUGGGGCCAGAGCCAUCAGAUAUUCCAUAUCUUUGUCGUUGCGGCCGCGUUCGUUCACUACCACGGCGUCUCGAAGCUAGCCACCUACCGACUCACCAUAGGCGACUGCCUCGCGCCGCAAGAACUCUACUAGCACCUCGAGUUUACGCCGCGAGCGCUGCUUUGUGCGAUAUGUGCUGGGGCCAUAUUUACACUCACCUCUAGCUAUGUAGGUACUCUCUGCUACCUCUAUGUAGCCUCGAAUCACAUAAAUCGUCAACGUCGUCGACGUCGGUGUAUGUAUAAGAUAUCAGGGGGGUUAAUAAUGACAAAUUUGUAAUAAUUUGUCGUUAUAACAUUUGUCGUACUAAUGAUUUGUCGUUAUUCGCCCCCUGAUGAGAUGCGGUCAGUAAUUUAUGCGGCGUCCGCUCACCAAUUUGCUCCUAACGAGCUCUAAUUAGACGAUGCCCGUAGUCGCCACUUUUUAGCUAAAAGGCUGAACACGUUUACCACGUCCGUAUUUUUUAUAGGCGUCAGUAGACGUACACAGUCGAUGCAACUAGUGUGUAGAGAGCGUGGAAUCGCGGCUUGGUUUCAUGUCUAUCGCGCAUUAGUGUUUGGUUAUGCACAGGGUGCAUGAGUUCACUGCGGGUAGUGCUUCUGGGUGUCAUUACCUAGGUGCUUGCAUUCCAGCUAUAUACUGUCCAUGCUGUCCAUGCGUGACAAGUGUUCAAUCAAAGUUGUCUAUCAUGAUGAUCUCUCUGUGGCUUGCGUUGCCCAGGAUGUUGCUUAGAAAAGCAUGUUCAGUUAUUGUGAACGUGCUAGAACGCAGCUGUCUCAUUCUAUAAGCGUAAGAACUUAUUUCACUGGUAGAUAUUUAGCAAUAGGAACCACCUUGCUAAAAAUUUGGAUCUGAAAAAUUCAUUAUCUUUAUUAUCAGGAUAUGAAAUUGCAGACAAUGUGUAAUAGUAAUGUUGCAUUUCUUAUUCCUUUAAUAUUAGUAUUUUAAAUUGGUAUUUCAACUAGUAUUCAUAUUUAGUAGUGCAAUACGUAGUAUAUCUUGAUGACAAUCUUUUGCUCGACACUUCAAAAUGAGAAAAUGGGGUGGGAUACAACCGCGUGUAAAAUAUAUGUAAGACUAUUAAUGAAUAUGUUACGUGAUUAAUCCCUUUGAAGUUUAAUAUUAAAGGUACAUAUUGCACAGAAUUACGCACGCGUGCUCGCAUCAUAGCAGGAGUAACGUCAUAGACAGAGUGCCCGUCUAUUCUGUUUCUCCCGAUAGUUGCACUAUGUUUUUACAUGCAAAUAGCCCCGCGUGUUGACAGUACGGUGAGGUCCUCUUAUAUCUGUGUAUGUAUUUAUUUUGAGCAAACUUGCGUGCCCUGUUGAUCAGGCCGACUCGUCAAGGGGUAAAUGACAAUAAACAAGAAGCACAUGAGACUAUAUGUGUCUCCCGAGGGGGCCCUUGAUCGUUUAUAUCUGUGAUGUUGGUCGGAUCAUGAACAUACAUGCUAUGGUAUAUAUAUAUAGGAUUGAUGCGUUCGUGGGGAGAGCAUGUGGAUGAAUUAUAUAAUGUUAUAUUAUGGACGCUUGGUUAACUCCAGGAAACAUUCUGACUAUCAAUGGUUCGUGUUUUGGUUUUUGCAGCUCAAUCAGUCAGUGUGUACUUCUUUUGAGUAGAGAGUUGGUUGAUUAGAUUCAGGCUUUAUGCUAAAUUUUAAGAUAUUAGUUUAAUUUGGUGACUAUUCUUCGCGUUCAAAUACGUCGUCCUUCUGAUCAGACCGAAGUUUAUCUAUGCCACUGCAUGCAGGCGUAGAUUUAGUUUCUGGCUGUGUAUACAAAGAUUAGGUUAUAGUUCAUGUUCUGUUACAGGGACGUUGCUAUGUGGUUACCUAUCGUAUGACAAGCAGCAAAAAAAGUCACAACUAAUCAAAAUGGCAUAGCAAGUCAAACGUGACCGGUUUUAUAUCUUCAAGGAUUGUCUAUGAACCUAAUCUUUUUCCAGCUUAGAGUAAGGUUGGCUCUUUUUUGUUUGGUUUUGAUGUAUUACUAUCUUUAUAUGUUCUGUAAUAGGGUAUAGUGUAGUUAGGUUAUUGGUUCAUAAAUUAAGGUCAUAAAUUACUGGUGGUUAAUGAUUACUCUCUCGAUCUAAUUAUAUAAUAUAUCACACGUAUAGUAUUUUCUUUUUGGUUUAAUAAGCUAAUUAAUUUGAUCCAAUAUAAUGUUGUGAUUGAAUGAAAACGUUAUAAUAUUAUAUAUGAAAUAGAAGAAAAUGAAAAUUA
Molecule: messenger RNA, 3079 nt
Organism: Priapulus caudatus
Lineage: Eukaryota; Metazoa; Priapulida; Priapulimorpha; Priapulimorphida; Priapulidae
Product: adiponectin receptor protein-like
Biological process (GO): adiponectin-activated signaling pathway
Cellular component (GO): plasma membrane
Molecular function (GO): signaling receptor activity
Source: RefSeq, a predicted model, not a curated record